AUGGCUAUAAUCGACAGUGCUUGUAGUACGGGAAAGAAAUUCUUAGCGACGGUUGAGCGACAAUUUAAAUGGAUAAAUUCUAGUUCAAUCUAUCCGCAGUUGACUCCUUCUGUCAACUUCAUUGGCGCAAGAACAGUCGCGAAUGAGAGUUUACGUGAUGCUCUCGAGAGGCUAGUUCCCGAAAAGCAAAAGGAAGUUGCUGAAUUUCGUAAAAGCUAUGGAGACAAAGUGAUCGGAGAAUAUACAAUUGGCCAGGCCUACGGUGGAAUGCGAGGUAUUAAAGGUCUCGUUACCGAAACUUCGCUACUCGAUCCGGAUGAGGGAAUUCGAUUCAGAGGUUAUAGCAUCCCGGAAUGUCAAGAAAUUCUACCUUCUGCUGAUGAUGGUGCUGAACCUUUACCUGAGGGCUUGUUUUGGUUACUUGUAACCGGAGAAAAACCAACCAAAGAGCAGGUCAAGCAACUUAGUAGAGAAUGGGCUAAUCGUGGAGCUCUACCUUCGCACGUCGUCCAAAUGGUUAAUAACUUUCCUGCAGAGCUACAUCCCAUGUCGCAGUUUAGUGCCGCAAUCACUGCCAUGAAUAGCGAAAGUAAAUUUGCUCGCGCUUAUGCAGAAGGCGUAAAUAAAGCGAAAUAUUGGCAGUACGUUUACGAAGACUCUAUGGAUUGCAUUGCAAAAUUAACGUCUUUGGCAGCAACAAUUUAUAGAAAUUUGUAUCGUGAUGGUAAAGUUGGCGCUAUUGACGCUGAUAAAGAUUGGUCUAGUAAUUUCACCUCCAUGCUGGGAUACGACAACCCACAAUUUACAGAGUUAAUGCGCUUGUAUUUGACAAUCCAUACUGAUCAUGAAGGUGGUAAUGUUAGCGCUCAUGCCACUCACUUAGUGGGUAGUGCCCUAUCAGAUCCCUAUUUGUCAUUCGCAGCUGGAAUGAACGGCUUAGCUGGACCUCUUCAUGGUCUUGCAAACCAAGAAGUAUUAGUUUGGGUAAAUAAACUACGAGAGACGUUGGGUGAUAAUACUACCGAUGAUCAGCUUCGAGACUUCAUCUGGAAUACCUUGAAAAACGGCCAAGUUGUGCCAGGCUAUGGACAUGCAGUUUUGCGUAAAACUGAUCCCAGAUAUACGUGCCAGCGCGAAUUUGCUCUAAAACAUUUACCUAAUGACCCAGUAUUCAAACUUGUUGGACAAAUCUACAAGGUAGUACCUGAUGUGCUUCUUGAACACGGUAAGGCAAAGAAUCCAUGGCCAAAUGUUGAUGCCCAUAGUGGUGCAUUAUUGCAGUAUUACGGAAUGACAGAAAUGAGCUACUAUACUGUACUCUUUGGUGUAUCUCGAGCAUUAGGAGUUUUAUCUUCUCUUAUAUGGGAUCGCGCUCUAGGAUUGCCUAUUGAACGUCCCAAAAGUAUGACGACUGAAGCACUCAAGAAGCUUGUCGGUGCCAAGUAA
This is a messenger RNA of Trichoplax adhaerens, 1446 nucleotides long. RefSeq lists its product as uncharacterized. Gene Ontology annotation, cellular component: mitochondrial matrix. The transcript is spliced from 12 exons. NCBI's taxonomy places the organism in Eukaryota, Metazoa, Placozoa, Uniplacotomia, Trichoplacea, Trichoplacidae. Gene Ontology annotation, biological process: tricarboxylic acid cycle; carbohydrate metabolic process; citrate metabolic process. The record is from RefSeq and is a predicted model, not a curated record. Bases 1 to 1446 code for a protein of 481 amino acids.